Amoebophrya sp. A25 is the source of this 6996-nucleotide messenger RNA. The record is from the annotation of a GenBank genome assembly. Lineage: Eukaryota; Dinophyceae; Syndiniales; Amoebophryaceae.
UUCGACCCGCCCUGGUCCCUCCCGUGAAAAAGAGCGCGGUAUUGUCAGCGCUUUACGUAAGUAUGUCGAAAGGAUUAUUUUCUUGAGCUCCGAAAACACAUAAAAAGCACCCUUUACUUAGCGUGAGUUCCAGAAAGAUAAAACGCAAAAAUGUAAAACUGCAAGAGCAUCGAUUUCGAUUAGUGACCGUUGACGUAAAAUGACAAAGCAGGCCGUAGUUAAGUACUUUGAUACGGCCUUAACUAAUUUGAUGAUGCAAGGCUCGCGACGUAAUGGAUAAUGCUUGGGCGGGAGCGACAGAGUCAAUAGCAGGAAAGAUUUUCAUAGAUUCAGAAGAAUAUCGCUAUCGGAGUCAGUUGUUAAAGAUCAGAGUUGUCAGUCGUUCUUUAUCAGUUUUUUUUUCCAUUGUAGUUCUUCUUGCUAUGUUGUUCUUGUUGAUAUCAUCUUGACUCUCCGAUCGAUCUACUUGAUUUUCGUAUAUAUAAUGUCCACUACCAAAAUGUGGUAGUUUUUGAAAUUAUGCAUGACUCAACUCGAAGCUGGCUGAGAGAGGUGAAGUGACCCAAUUUUUGCGGACAACGCCGACCAAAGAAAGAUCGGAAUCGGCAGUCCGCAGGCUAGUUGAAAAGCGCACGCUGCCACAUCGAUUGAAAGCGCAGGGACUUUUUCGGGUGGCGAGCAUUCGCUUGUCGAAAGAGAUGAAGUCCGAAUCGCACGAACGCAAUCAUGUUGGUUUGAUGAACGAGUCUCUACAACAUCUCUGUGGAUACUACACAACUCAAGGGCGACGAAGGUAAUGAGAUAGAAAAAAUGUCGCGAAGACGAAGAUCUAAAAAGAGCGGUCCUGUGGGACUGCUGCGGCGUCCGCAAAACCGAGCUUUUUGCCCUUUUCGAUGUGUACACAUAAAAUCGAGUUUUACAAGCGCGAGGUCUCUGUCAUCUAGUAUGAUAGCGACUGCGAGCAGUGCGCCGCGCCGCAAUUCCAGGAAGCGGCGCAGGUUCGCGACUUUUUCCGCUGGUGUUCGUACCCUGCUGGUUUCUCAACUCUACGCGACUACUACCGAUGGCAAUUCUGAGGUGGGACACGACACGGUGAGGGUGAGCGGUCCUCGGAGUGUUGUUCCAGCAUCUUCGUUAAGUUCUGCAUCUCCACCUUCCUCGAGCGCCCAGGACUAUCAUACUGCGAAAACAGUAGCAGGAGAACGUGCUAGGAGGUUUGACGUUGAAGGUCCAGCUGCAGCACCUAGUACGAAGACACGAGCGCCGGAAGAAGCAACUUCUGGAUCAACUGUUGUUGUAGUACAACGUGCUGGAAGUGGUGCAUCAUCUUCAAAAUCAAAUGCACCUGCGGGAUCAUCUUCCUCUGACAAUCCUCCAUCGGACCUCUUCGGCGAAGGAGCGAUAUCUUCUCCGUCGACAACAGUUACAGUCGAACCUUCAGAGGACUUGAGGCACUCUAGAGAGAAUGGUGGACACCGCCAUCGCCGAGGUCCCUGGCCUGAAUGGGCUGCCAUACGGAAUGCCGCCACGCACGAAGAAUGGUCUGCGAAGACGGGCUUUCCAGCUUUGAUAACACAUGAAUUCUGUUGGGAGCUAAUGCAGCGCCGCCUCCUUCUACAAUCCUCCAACAUGGAGACUUCGUCUUCAUCGAGUAGCAGUCGCGGUAAUAUUCACAAGAUGAAACAGGGCUCAGACUCCGAGGUUGAAAGUCCUCCCAGUGGUGCUCGAGUUACAGCCUCAAGAACAUCGUCUUCUAGUACUGGAGGAAGUGCAAGUGCCCUGACGUCCAGUAGUGGCUCCACCACGAACACGUAUGCUGCAGACAUAUUAGGUCGACAUUUGGACGAGGUGAAGGAUGAGCAAACCUCGUCAGGAGCGAAGCAGAGCAGGGCACUCUCCGAAGGGGAAACUCAAGCUCGACGUCUAGAGGCUCAAGAGCACCGUGCAGCUGAGGCACAGCGUGCGUUCGACCGGCACGCGAAAAAUCCUCGUGCCUUCCCCGCCGAUUUUCGUGUGUCCCUCCAAAAGAACAGUCAUGAAGAUAUCGUCGAGUCUUUGCGUCCGUACACGUCACUGGGGGAAGCCUGUGAAAAAUAUUCUGGUAUGUUACCAGAAGCAGCAAAGUUAUCCUACACACAGCGGCUCAAAAUGGCACGCGGGAUGAUUCUGUCCGACUUGUUGGCGAAAAAUAGGCACGCACAUCGCGAGGCCGAGCAAGCGAUGGAGCGAGACACAGACAUACUAGAGCGCCGGCGCCAGCUCUCGUCGUUGCGGCGAGAACUCAUAGUUGCCAGGCGGAGGUUAGCGGAUAUAGAAGGGAGUAGUACAGGAGGACCUGGCCCAGACGAAGAAGAUAUGACACGACGAACACCAGUACAUGAUGCGCAGGAGAAGAAUACUCACGGAAGAAGAGACCACUCAUCUGGAGAAUCUGAUGCCGCGAAAAAUUCUGCUGUUAAGAUGAGAGACAUUGACAGUCUCGAUGACCACCCAUCUGUUGUGGCCGCGGCUCCACAUCGUCCACCCUCUCACUCAAAAAGGGCUGCGCGCGACGUGCAAGCUUUAGAAAAAGAAGUGGUUGACGUUGAAAGAGUCCUGGAAGAGGAGGAAAGUCAGUUUCUAGAAGACCGGGCGGUGCCUUUUGUCAAACUAAAGUUGGACCCCACCGUGGUUGAGGCGCAACAGGUGGCAGAGAAACGCGAUCGGAUGCAACUACUCUACAAAAAAUGGCAGGAAGACCGGGAUUAUUUCCUACGAAGUGGUGUUCGUGUUGGGGCCGACAGGAAGCUUGGCCGUAGGAAAACGGGGGUUUCUACUCAAGAAGAUCUUGGUAGCAGUGAUACUACCUCUAGGAGCCAUGGUGGAGAAGGAGAUCAUGAGCAGGAACUAGGCGACCCAGAAGGUCGUCGGCGAGCUGCAUCACAGGAAAUGCCUACCACGACAAGCAGCGACGCGGGCGAAAUGCUGGAUCGUAUGCGGCGGGCACUGAACGACUCAGCGGAAGUGGGCACGAGGAUGCUUGAAUGGGCGUCGGGUGCCGUGGUGGAGGCUGCAAGUCAGACUGCAAGUUACGUGCGAAAACGGAUACUGAACUUUCUGACGGGUGACCAAGCAGCGCACGAGGAUGAUCCAAAUUCAAGAACACAUCAUUAUCCUGAUGAUCAUGAAGAGCCGUCGCAAAACGCCGCGAUACAUUCAAUAAUUUCUUUAGACGACGACGCCUCGGCUGCGGCGGUGAUAUCAGCUAGCGGAGACGCAGCUAACAGAGACGACUGGAAUGUGGACAUGGAUACUUUGUUUAGCGUAAACCAUGAUGGUGAAUUUUUUGUCCCACCGGAUUUGGAAAAACAGCUCCGCACUCACUAUCGAGGUAAACGCAAGCUGCUCAACUACGGAGGACCGAAUUGUAUGAUGCCACUCAUUGAGAACAAAGAUAAGGGAAUCGAAUAUCGUUCUUAAGUAAGUAGAAAAAGCGGGAGCGAGAGCGACACUCCCUCCCCUAUCGACGUUCUCAAUAAGUGGAAGCAUUCACUAACGCGACCGCUUUCUCUUUGUCGGGCAGAAGUUCCAUUUCGCCAACUUCCACUGCAUCAAGAGGUUUGCAAUCCGGCGAUGUUCGAAUCAUUGGAGUUGUGAACAGCAUGCCAAAUCAAACUUUGGUGAAACUACUGCAGCUGCAGAACGAAGUCUAUGGGGCCAACGAAGUGCCGAUUCUGAACCGCAUUCCUCUGUCGGAGCUGCUCGUGGACGAUGAUAGCGAUACAAAUGAUCCACAGUUAUGAUCGCAGACUCUUUUUUAGUGUAGAUGUAGGGCCACAUCCUCUACUAGGCAUCGAUAAUGGGCCUCAGAGAUGUAGGCUGUGUAAGUAUGUACGCAACUGAUGCAUGUUAGUUGUAGUUGUUCUUUCUUUUUUUCACGAGGUGGUCGGGUGGAGCUGACAGUUGAAAAUAAGUACCUAAGCAACUCUCGCUCUAAGUUUUCUGCAAGCCGACGACAACCCGCACUUGACGUCUUUCGCCGUGUAUAAUUUCCAGAGUAAGAGCAAUUUGGUGCUGCAUCAGCGCCGCGGCUCGCUGUUCCUCUAUGACAUCGAUAGUGGAACCAACGACGACGUGCCACGUGGAGCGGACUUCAACGAAGUCCUUGCGCCAAGCAUGCGGUUUCGCUUUCACUCUUGCAAAGAGAACAACGCCUUCUGCCACGUGCAAUCUUCCUGUUACAUAGACCGCGGCAUCGUCGUUUUAGAUCGCCAUCGUGUGCAGAUCGUCCGCUAUGUGUGGACCAAUUACGAAGGACAAGACCGAAUCUACGACAAGACCGUUGAGGACAUGGUCCUCCGCAUGCCCCAGUUGAACAUCUUCGGCCAAGUCGACAUCGCGGGUGGAGGAUCCACGGGUACUAGGAGGAAUCAACUAUUCGCAUUGCCUUCUACUAUAAAUUCGUAUGCUUCGUUUAUUUGCGUGUUGUCAGUCAUUUUAAGUUUGAGUAUGAACAACGUUGAACAACCUCGGAGUCGAGCAGGUGCCGGUGGGGCUCGAUGUGCAGGGUCCAGAAGCUAACCUAACCAACCUCAGCGUGAUACUAACCUCAAACGAACCAAAUCAACCAGGCGUUCGGUCUCCUGGAGCAGUCGUUCGGUAUCAAGCGUACUCAUCUACGAUUUUCACCAUUCCUAGCGACGACGGUUUUACCAAAGGGCACAACAUAACGAGUCCGGACUUUCAGUUUGCAGGAAAUCCCUUCCUGUUUGUCGCUGAUACGGGUACUGUUUUUAUGUCAGCUGACAUGUGAGUAGAGUCUGAUGAUAGAUAAUAAAUAGACUGUUAGUUAGAAGGCUUAGGUCACGACUCAUUCCACCUCUGUCCUGUCGUCAGAUUCAGAAUUCCCUUGAUGCCAAUGAUGAAAGCAUCGUCGUGCUGCAGAUGAUCAUAAUGAUCUUUUUUAAGAUUUUUCCACGACCCGAUAGCCAUUGUCUUUGUCAUACAACCACAAUGUUACGCCUCUAUGCAUAGGUAACAAUCGGUUGGUGAUUUUCAACGUGACUGGUGCCGAAACUUUCGAGUUUUAUGAGGAGUACCGGAUGAGCAUGAGUCUGAAGCCCGCACCGGAGUUCAAUCAGCCUGUUGCGCUUGCGCUUUUCUUGCCUGGUUUCGAGUACAAGGAAGAGCCAAUCUUUGCUAACCUUUUGGUAGCAGACAGAAACAAUCAUCGAAUUCUGAAAUUGGACUUCGGUUACUACCAGUACACGCAGAAGUACAACUUUACGGUAUACGAUGACUUCGGCUUCAUAGACCGCAUCGAGGAACGGACGCACCUGUAUCGAUUAUUCAACCGUGGGCCGUAUUUGGAAUACAGCUCCCAACUAGGAAACGAGAACGCGAUUGGGUCAUUCUCUCAGGGUCUGCUGACGGAGCCGAUAAGUACAACCGCUAGAAUGCUCUAGUUCUGCUUCUGCAGAAACACCGAUGUUGUGAACAUUUGGAUGCUUACUCUGUUUCAGCACAUUUUAUUGAUUCCCAGUACGCCUACGCUCACAUUGUUUUAUUAUUUUCAAACAAAUUUAGGAAGGCAUUCAGACGUUCUUAGUUUGAAUGUAACACCUUGUUCGACCUCCUCACGACCAGGUGUCCAGACGUAUCGUCACUACAUGUUCGUGUUGCAGAGUUCUAGCGACGAGGUAGGCGUUUUUACGAUGAACUACAAUGACACGCGGACGUUCAUGUUUGUGACGAAAUUCACGAAUGACCGAAAAAUAGAAUACGGCAUCGGCGUAUCCUUCAACGGUUACCUUUGGUUGGCGCAGCAGGAAGCACGCAAGGCGUCCUUCGAGAAGGACGUCGCGGUCUUUCAACUGCCGCGAGACUUGAGGGAGGGCACGUACCCGGAAAAGAUCAGCGAUUUGCGCUCGCAAUGCGUCGACGCGGACUUUUACAACCAAACCGUGAUGUCAGAUCCAGAAGAGUUUUUCCGCGUCGUAACGAGUGCGCUCAAUCUCAGUGGUUUGCAGUACUUCUCGCCAAACGGAACCGGCAGUUACAUGGACUACAACCUAUUCAAUCUGUCACGCACGGAUCUGAGCGUGUUCACGCACCAGACCGCUCUCGCGCCGACAACAGCGCUUGAUAUGCCGGCGCAAGCAGGCUUCAACUUUGCCCUAUGGAACGCAACGAUCUACUUCGGGCUCAUGGCGUUCUGUGAGGUACAAUGAUCAAAGUGAUCAUAGUUCUUGCUCUUGGUUCUCUAUUUUAAGAUUUGAAUGUCAUUCACCACAUUCUACAGUGCAGUAGAACUUUUAGUCCACCUUUCUUCGGAACUCACAUUCAGAGUUAUGUCAAACAUCCUCCUUAGACAUAGACAACUGGAAUUUUUGUGAUCAUUCUUUCUUGAAAUUUUAGGUCUUCAUACCUACACCACCACCUAUGCUGUUCGGUGGAACGACCGGAUGGACAAGUGCAGAUGGAAGUGCCUUGCAGAGCUGGGAUAUCAGUGCCUCGUAUCGAAAGACUGGCUUUCCAACUAGUGGAAUACUGUGGACUAGUGGAAUAUUGGGUAUCUUCGCAGUUAUACCUUACCUGCUUUCAUCCCUCAACUUCAACAGUCCCCUUGCAGACUCUAUAAUCAGCAAUCAUAGGAGGCUGGUGAGGUGAUCCGCGCGCGGUCAGGUGCUGUUUCUCAAGAGCUGUGCCCGUGCCCCUCUUCAGUUAUAUAAGUGACCCGGUGUGGAAGAUAAGCUUCUGAUGCAAAUCACAACAAAAUCUUAAUGAAGAUUCCCUUUGCUUUUCUCAUCGAUGAACCCAAACAACGACAACGAGAGUCCACCUUAGUGUUGUCGAAAACUGACGCGAUAAGCGACGAAGUAAACGCGAAAUUGAAGAUUCCAAUUGUUUACUUAGUUCCACUGACUGUGACUUUGACGAAGAGUGACUUGGAAGAAAGAUGAAGCCGAAACUAGUACUAGUGGUCAAUUUAAGACGCCCACCUCGACCUGACACUUG